UAGAAAUUUUCACAAGCAAACAUCCAGAGCCACCUUAAAAAAGCAACAUGAAAGAAACUAAGAAACCAGCUGCAACUGAGAAAUUUUGCUGUAUUUCCAAGUUUAAGGUAUUUCUGCUGGCAUCAUCAUUUGCAUAUCUAGCUAAAACUAUGUCUGGGGCUUACAUGAAUAGCAUGCUCACACAGAUAGAAAGAAGAUUUAAUAUUCCAGCCUCUCUGGUGGGCAUUAUUAAUGGAAGCUUUGAAAUUGGAAACUUGUUGGUGAUAGCAUUUGUGAGUUACUUUGGUGCAAAACUUCAUAGACCAAGAAUAAUUGCUUUGGGGUGCACAGUUAUGUCUUUUGGCUGUCUUUUGAUAUCACUACCUCAUUUUCUCAUGGAACGGUAUCAGUAUGAAACUGCCCUUUCACCAUUAGAGAAUUCUUCAUCAAGCAUGUCCAUGUGUCUCAUAAACCAAAGCCAGUCCUUCACACAUAUGGAGAAACAAUCAGCAGAGUGCGAACAAACGUCUGGGUCCUUGAUGUGGGUGUUUGUGUUGGUAGGAAACAUAAUACGAGGCAUUGGUGAAACUCCCAUCAUGCCGUUAGUCAUUUCAUAUGUGGAGGAUUUUUCCAAAGCAGAAAAUUCACCUUUUUACAUAGGGUGCCUACAGAUAGCAACUGUGAUAGGUCCUUUUCUUGGUUUCAUGUUGGGAUCAUAUUGUGCACAGCUGUAUGUGGAUCUGGGAUUCACAGAUAUAGAGGAGGUGACUAUAACACUUACUGAUGCCCGUUGGGUUGGAGCAUGGUGGCUGGGCAUUCUGAUUUGUGCAUCAGUAAAUCUGCUCGCUGGAAUACCUUUUUGUUUUCUGCCCAAGUCCCUUCCAAAGGAAGGACAAGCAAGUGAGACUGAGUUAUUAAGUAUGAGAAAUGCAUCACUGCUACAAGAGAGAAGUGAAACUCAAGCCAAACGGAAAAUGCGUGAAAUCACUAAAGAUUUCAUCCCAUUCCUCAGGAGUCUGUUUCACAACCCAGUUUAUAUGUUGUUUAUAUGCAUAACUGUGAUGCAGUUCAGUGCUUACAUUGGUAUGAUAACCUUCAUGCCAAAAUAUUUGGAACAACAGUAUGGGAAAUCUGCAUCACAGGCCAUCUUUUUAAUAGCUGUUUACAAUUUACCAGUUAUAUGCAUUGGAUAUUUUCUUGGAGGCUUUCUAAUGAAGAAAUUUAAGAUAAGUACCAUUCAAGCUGCCAACAUAGCCUUUUGGAUCUCUUUAAUUGAAUACCUAAUCUACUUUGCUGCUUAUUUCACGGUCUGUGAAAAUUCUCCAGUUGCUGGUCUAACAGUCUCCUAUGAAGGAAUAGAACAGGUCUCAUACAUGGAAACAACCUUACUUGCUGACUGCAACAGUGAUUGUGAUUGCUCAGUUAAAGUGUGGGACCCUGUCUGUGGGGCGAAUGGAAUAACGUAUGUUUCACCUUGUCUUGCUGGUUGUACAGCUUCAGAUGGAACAAGAAAAUAUACAGUAUUUGAAAAUUGUACCUGUGUUGCAGCUUCUGGAUUUUCAUCUGAAAAUGUCUCUGCGGUUCUGGGCCAGUGUGACAAAGAAGCAAACUGUGACAUGAUGCUUCAUUACUUUUUAAUAUUAUGCAUAGUCUGCAGCUUAAUUUAUUCCUUAGGAGCCAUGCCUGGAUAUAUGGUUUUAAUAAGGUCUCUAAAGCCUGAAGAAAAGUCAUUUGGUAUGGGUAUCCAUACACUUGCUUCAAGAGUAUUUGCUGGAAUUCCAUCUCCCAUUUAUUUUGGAGCUUUGAUAGACUCAACAUGUUUGAAAUGGGGAACUCUGAGUUGUGGUGGUGAAGGAGCAUGUAGGAUGUAUGAUAUUGUCACAUACAGAUGGUUCUACCUGGGACUGCCAGCGAUAUUACGUGGAGUGUCCUACAUCCCAUGUGUGUUAAUUCUCCUUAUUUUAAAGAAACAACUUAAAUCUUCUGACGGGAAGACCUUAAAGAGGUCACCAAUGGCAAUGGAAGCCAUAGAAGAGCAAAAUGACUGAACAGAGAAGCAUUCAAGCUCAGACUUUUGCAGGGCACAUCAUGAGACAGCCUCAUAGUGUAAACUUGAACAUAUCUUUACUAAUGAUUGAUGACUGAAACUAGUGAACACUUGGACUGAGAUUAAUAUAAUUACACAUAGCUAGUUCUCAGUUCCCUUCUUUAAAAUAUCAUAUAGAACACAGUAGACAGGAAAAAAGUGUGUGAAUGGUAUAAAAGCACUGAAACUCUCAAUAUUAUAAUAACAUAGGAAAUGUCAGAGGCUUGUGAUCUGAGGAUAGUACCGGGAAUCAGCUGAGGUGAAAUCCUGGCUCCAUUGAAGUCAGUGGGACUUUUGCCACGGAGUUCAAUAGGGCCAGGAUUUCAUCCUUGAAUUCUACAUCCAGUUCUGUCACAACCUCACUUUGUGAUCUUAGGCAAGUCAUUUAACUCCCCAUGCCUCAGUUUCCCAAGAUGCAGGUAAUACUGAUUUAUCCUGUUGUGAGGUGUCACAGCCAUGGUCAAAUUCCCCUUGCUGGACACUCACAGCUUGCUGUUUUUGGAUGCCAGCACUGGACCUGUGUACUUCUGGCUUGCUGAGUCCAAGCAGAAUCCAGGCAAUGCCUCUGGCUUUGGGUCUCUAGGUAGACACUCAGAGUACAGAUCCUACAUUUAGCACUUAUUUCUGAGAACUGGGACUUUUCAGCCAACUAGUCUUGAGACUAGUGUCAGCUCCCUGAGUAGCUUAAGCACACCUUUCCCAGAGCUCCAACCUUGCAGGCAGUUUAUAGUUUACCUCUUCAGGGACACAGUGCAAAUAGACAGAGAUUACAGAAGCAUUUCUAACACACUGACUUUUUUCUGUAGACAGCACAAAAGAUACAUAGAUUUAGGAAAAUAAGACACUCUUCCACAUGAAUCCCUGUCUUAUUUCCUCACCACUCUUGAGAUUUCUUUGGGAUGUGAGUCGGUGUCCUUCAGGGUCCAAGGGGGUCUCCUCUGCUGGGCCAUAAUCCUCCAGUUCAUGACUUUCCCUUCAAAUCAUAGAGUCUCUCUGACCUCUGCAGUCCGUUUUCUUCAGCUUUGGCUGGUCCCACAGUCAACAGGUCCCCUCUCCCUCCUAAAGCCUGUCCCUUUGUUUCUCUCUUUGAGUCUCUCUGUAUUUUUAAAAGGCUGUACCAACACCUCAGUCUCUUUGUUCUCCCUCUAGGGAAAUUCUACUGCUCCUCUCCCCGGUCCCUGUAGACAAGUCAUGUUCAAUUGGGUCUCUUAGACUUCAGCCAUCACACUGUUUUAAGGUGCUCUCAUUUGAAUGUGAAGUAUGCGUGUUAUUGACUCUCCAUUGUCCCUGGUCUGGAAGGGAUGUGACACCAACCCUGAUAGCAUAUGGCUGACUUAACAUCCACUAAAGUAUUCAAUGAUAUAGCUGCUGCUGCUUCAUCCCCUUAUCCCAUCAACCAGGGUUGAGUUAUCAUGCAAGUAUCAGCCAUCUACAUCUGUCUGAAGUGGCACUAAGGUCCAGCUGUUUACCAUCUUCUUUGAUGAAAUCCACCCAACACUUGCUCAGCUUUCCUUGGGGUCUCUUUCCUACCUCCCUUUCCUCCCCUGCUGUCUUCACUAGGUCCCCUCCAUUCAUCCUCUGCAUGUGUCCAAACCAGUAAAGUUGCUGUCUUUUAUGAUAUUGGGCUUCAUUGCCUGCGCAGGUCACUGCUUUUUGUCUGACUCUUUGCUCUGACUGCUACUCCCCCUGACCCUUUGGAGGUCAGUUCAGAUGCUGGGUGCCAGAAAUCCUAUUGGCCAGUGACUGCCAGACUUAAGGCGGGUAAACUUCUGGUUUAGACAUGAAACACACUCCCACCAAUAGCAGUAGUCCCUCGUGGAGAAGCAUACUGGCCAGCCUCACUCCUCAUUAUAACCAGUAUCUAUUACAGCCCUUUGAUAACUUGCCACAAAAAGAAGAAAACCGCUUGCACCAACCUAGUCAUCUUGUGUCAGAGACUGUAGUGAGUUGGCUGAGGGCCUUUCUCCAUUUAGACUAAGUACUUUCUCAUUCUCUUCUCACCUUGUUGCCUUAGACCUGGUGGACCGUUAACAUGAGGUACUAGUGUUGCCUGUUACCCAAUAGCAGGUUUCAAAACAUGGAUGGGUUUUCCUUCUCCUAGGUAGUCUGCCCACCCAGCUAAGGGACCUCACCUACCCUGAGCUCUCUGGUUAUUUUAAAGGCACCAGAUAUUUGCUUUUCACACCCUCACUUUUAGUAAAAACAUAUGAUGGGAAAUCAGUGGCUACUGUAGAUACCAGCUUUUUUUAGGCAUUUUAUAGAUUCUGGGAGGUCAUUGCCAACCCCACUCUGGCCAGAACAGCCCCUUUGGGAAGCACAUUCAGUAAUAUAGCAAUUUUAUAAAAAUCAACCAAAAUUCAUAAAUCGGACAUAGACACAUCACCCCAAAUCAUCACAUGAGGAUUAGUUAAAGUUGUUUGUACAGAGCCUUGAAGAUGAAAAGUUCUCAGCAUUUGUGUGUGAUGUGACAAAUGGGCACACCUAAGGAGGAAAUAAAAAACGACACUUGUGAGGCUUGGUCUACCCUAUAUUGGCAUAGCUGUGUCAGUCAGGGGUGUGUGAAAAAUCAGACCCCUGAUCAACACAGCUAAUGCUAACAAAAACCCCAGCAUUGAUGCAGCCAUUGUGACAGAAGUGUGCUUUUGUUGGCAUAGAGAACAUUGUUGGGGAGGUGGUGUUCCUACACCUGCAGAAAAACUCCUUCUGUUAGCAUAGGCUGUGUCUACGCCAGGGGGCUAUGCCUGCAUAAUAUGCCAACACAGGCACUGUAGUGUAGAGGUAGCCUGAAUUAUACGUAAUAAAAGGGCAAAAUAGCCUUCCUUUGCCAAUUGUAUUGAUGGCUGUGAAAUAGCAAAUUUCCCCAUGUUUUUCCAAUUUGUAUCUGCCAUGGUAAAUGAUAGAAGUCACUAAUUUUUAUUAAUUAUUUUAUAUCUCCCAUAUGGAAGAUGCUCUAGUGACGAUCUGAACUGGAGCUGCCACUAACCAGCUGUCAGAGAUUCGAACUCUAGUGAGCAAGCUCCCCAGCAAUGUCUUAAAAUAUGGAGGGGCAGGGAGGAAGGAGAGAGAGACUUAAAGAUGUCUUGCAUCUCCAUUUGGCAUCUCCUUUGGACAAAGUGAUUUGUAAAUUGCAUCUUUUUUCCCCCCUCCCAUAUCUAAGGCUUGACUUGCCAUAUGUGUUAUCACUGGAGCUUAAAAUGGAGAGAACUUGCAUGGACAGCAUGACAUCCUAUUAAAAAAUUAUCCAUUUUUAAUGAAUGUAAGCCAAAAUAUUAAAAGUGAGGAAAAAGCUCAGCUUAGUCAUGUGUUUGCGUGUGUGCGCAUGUUCGUGAGAGCCUUUGAAAGUGUAUGUAAAG
Messenger RNA from Trachemys scripta elegans, 5418 nucleotides. Its product is annotated as solute carrier organic anion transporter family member 1A2-like. The record is from RefSeq and is a predicted model, not a curated record. Bases 48 to 2027 code for a protein of 659 amino acids. Lineage: Eukaryota; Metazoa; Chordata; Testudines; Emydidae. Gene Ontology annotation, cellular component: membrane. Gene Ontology annotation, biological process: bile acid and bile salt transport; sodium-independent organic anion transport; transmembrane transport. The transcript is spliced from 14 exons. Gene Ontology annotation, molecular function: protein binding; bile acid transmembrane transporter activity.